Messenger RNA from Mus musculus (house mouse), 1438 nucleotides. RefSeq names its product deoxyhypusine hydroxylase/monooxygenase (gene Dohh). Gene Ontology annotation, molecular function: iron ion binding; deoxyhypusine monooxygenase activity. NCBI's taxonomy places the organism in Eukaryota, Metazoa, Chordata, Mammalia, Rodentia, Muridae. The transcript has 5 exons. The coding region runs from base 201 to 1109 and encodes 302 amino acids. Gene Ontology annotation, biological process: peptidyl-hypusine biosynthetic process. The record is from RefSeq and is marked validated.
GUCACGUGGCCAUCAAGAUGGCGGCGUCCAGAGGACGUCGCGCGAGAUGCGUCCGCGGACCUGUUCUUGGAGCUGUCGCAGCGACUCUCUCCAUCUGUCCCGAGUAUACGGAGCUUAUUGACGAGUCCCUGUAGACGAAAACACGGUUUCUACUGCCUAGAAUCCGGCCUUGCAGAUCACGUGCUGGGGAGGCCGUUGCCAUGGUAACGGAGCAAGAGAUAGAGGCCAUAGGGAAGACCUUGGUGGACCCCAAGCAGCCCCUGCAGGCCCGCUUCCGGGCCCUGUUUACACUUCGGGGGCUUGGUGGCCCUGAUGCUAUCUCGUGGAUCAGCCGGGGCUUUGAGGACAGCUCUGCUCUUCUGAAGCACGAGCUGGCCUACUGCCUGGGCCAGAUGAGGGACGCACGGGCCAUCCCUGUGCUGGCGGAUGUGCUGCAGGACACGAGCCAGGAGCCCAUGGUGCGUCAUGAGGCAGGGGAAGCCCUGGGGGCGAUUGGUAACCCGGAAGUUCUAGGCCUCCUGAAGCAGUAUUCUACGGACCCAGUGGUUGAGGUGGCUGAAACGUGCCAGCUCGCCGUUGGUCGUCUAGAGUGGCUACAGCAGCACCCGGGGGAGGCCACAUGUGCAGGACCCUACCUCUCAGUGGACCCAGCACCCCCUGCAGCAGAGCAGGAUGUGGGGAGGCUGCGGGAGGCCCUGCUGGAUGAGGCACGGCCACUCUUUGAGCGAUACCGUGCCAUGUUUGCCCUGCGCAACGUGGGUGGCAAGGAGGCUGCCUUGGCCCUGGCUGAAGGCCUGCAGUGUGGCAGUGCGCUCUUCCGCCACGAGGUGGGCUAUGUGCUGGGUCAGCUGCAGCACGAGGCAGCCGUGCCCGGGCUGGCAGCCACAUUGGCGCGGACCACUGAGAGUCCCAUGGUGCGGCACGAGUGCGCAGAGGCCCUGGGUGCCAUCGCCAGACCUGCCUGCCUGGCUGCAUUGCGAGAGCACAUUGAGGACCCUGAGCAGGUGGUGCGGGAGAGCUGCGAGGUGGCCCUGGACAUGUAUGAGUAUGAGAGCAGCCAGGAUUUCCAGUAUGCAGACGGGCUGGAGCGCCUGCGGCCACCACCCUAACCUAGCGCCUGGCUGCCUGCCCUGGGGCUGCCUCCUCUGCUGCUGCCCUGGCCCCGGCCAUGUGUGCUGUGCCUCACAUCCAGAUUUAGGGAGCAGAGCAGCUGAGGGGCCCUGUGUCCCACUCGCCUCACCUCCUUGCUGGGUGCUGUCUGCUCUGUGGUUCUGUGUCUCCCAUGCCCUCCACCAGCAGAGGUGGCAGUGCAGACGCUUGCAGGGUUGGGAAAGUUGUGGGGGCAAGGGUGUGUGGGGUACACCUCCCAUCUGGGUCAAGCAGGGAGUACAAGCCAGCCCCAGCGUGCUGCAUGAAUAAAAUAAGUUAUUUUUCACAA